Messenger RNA from Limanda limanda (common dab), 4856 nucleotides. Its product is annotated as disheveled-associated activator of morphogenesis 1-like. The transcript has 26 exons. NCBI's taxonomy places the organism in Eukaryota, Metazoa, Chordata, Actinopteri, Pleuronectiformes, Pleuronectidae. Gene Ontology annotation, biological process: actin cytoskeleton organization. Gene Ontology annotation, cellular component: stress fiber. Bases 445 to 3681 code for a protein of 1078 amino acids. The record is from RefSeq and is a predicted model, not a curated record. Gene Ontology annotation, molecular function: actin binding; small GTPase binding.
UUCGCAAGAUCUCAAGCAGCAGCUCAUGCUGUAUGACGAGUUCACCUCUUGUUUGCCCCCCGGCCAUCAGACAUUUACAGCCUCUGCCAAACUGGGAUUUUCCUCUUGGCUGAUAUUGACAGCCUCUGGGAUUCAGGGAGUUCAUCAGUCACUCCCACACCCGAAUAGACGGCUUUGAACCGGCGUGGAUUACCUACCUUGCGCAGGAAAUGCUCCGUGGUGCUGCCUGGUGUGUACAAGCAUCGUUUUUGCUGUCGACAGUGCAGAAAGCCGGCAGUGAGUUCAGGAUAUAAAGGGAAUGCUCGGAGCGCAGCAGGGGCGAGCUCACUCCUGGACAGGUACUCUCUGACGGAGGCCAAACUCUGAGGUGGAGGAGGCUGCAACGAGGCCCUGAGGGAGCCUCCCACCCUCCCUGCCCUUACCAGGUGGAAGCAUCGGACAGCCAUGGCUCCCCGGAAGCGCGGCGGUGGUGGGCGCGGUGGUCUCUCCUUCAUCUUCUGCUGCUUCAACAGCAACGACCACCCGGAGAUCACUUACAGGCUGCGGGAGGACUUCGCCCUGCAGUCCAUGGAGCCGUCACUGCCAAUGCCAGGAUAUGAUGAGCUGGACGGCAUGUUCUCCGAGUUGGUGGACGAGCUCGACCUUUCAGAGAAACACAGGGAAGCCAUGUUUGCCCUGCCUGCUGAGAAGAAAUGGCAAAUCUACUGCAGCAAAAAGAAGGAACAAGAAGAAAACAAAAGUGCAACCAGUUGGCCAGAAUACUACAUCGAUCAGCUCAACUCGAUGGCAGCUAGAACGACGCUCCUCGCUCUGGAGAAGGAGGACGAGGAGGAGAGGAACAAAACCAUAGAGAGCUUGAAGACGGCUCUGAGGACACAACCGAUGAGGUUUGUGACUCGUUUCAUCGACAUGGACGGCCUGACGUGCAUCCUGAACUUCCUGAAGAGCAUGGACUACGAGACCACGGAGUCGCAGAUCCACACGUCUCUAAUCGGCUGCAUCAAAGCUCUGAUGAACAACUCCCAGGGCCGCGCCCAUGUCCUCUCUCACUCGGAGAGCAUCAACAUCAUCGCCCAGAGCCUGGCCACGGAGAACAUCAAGACCAAGGUGGCGGUGCUGGAGAUCAUGGGCGCUGUGUGUCUGGUCCCUGGUGGCCACAAAAAAAUCUUGGAAGCCAUGCUGCACUAUCAGCGCUUCGCCUGCGAGAGGACUCGCUUCCAGACCCUAAUAAAUGAUCUGGACCGGAGCACGGGGCGAUACAGAGACGAGGUCAACCUGAAAACAGCCAUCAUGUCCUUUAUUAAUGCUGUGCUGAGUCAAGGAGCUGGAGAGACAAGUUUGGAAUUCCGUAUCCACCUCCGAUAUGAGUUUCUUAUGCUGGGCAUCCAACCGGUGAUCGAUAAGCUUCGUUCACAUGAAAACUCCACAUUAGACCGGCAUUUAGACUACUUUGAAAUGCUGCGGAACGAGGAUGAGCUGGCUUUGUCAAAACGAUAUGAGUCGGCACACAUAGAUACCAAAAGUGCCACCCAAGUUUUUGAGCUCAUCCGCAAAAAGAUGAACCACACAGAUGCAUUCCCGCACUUUAUGUCUGUGCUGCAUCACUGUCUCCUCAUGCCACACAAGAGGAGCGGUAACACGGUGCAGUACUGGCUGCUGUUGGACCGGAUCGUCCAGCAGAUGGUCCUGCAGAAUGACAAAGGUCACGACCCCGACGUCACACCACUGGAGAACUUUAACGUGAAGAACGUUGUCCGGAUGCUGGUCAAUGAAAAUGAGGUCAAACAGUGGAAAGAGCAGGCAGAGAAAAUGAGAAAAGAACACCACGAGUUGCAGCAGAAGUUUGAGAAGAAGGAGCGUGAAUGUGAUGCGAAGACCCAGGAGAAAGAAGACAUGAUGCAGACGCUUAACAAGAUGAAAGAGAAGCUGGAGAAGGAGAGCACCGAGCACAAGAAUGUCAAACAGCAAGUGGCUGAACUCAGCACACAACUGCACGAACUCAGUACCAGACAGGCGACUCUUGUUCCUGGAGGCCCCCCCUUUGCCCCCGGCCCGCCCGGCGGCCCUCUGCCCCCCCCUCCACCCAUGCCAGGCUUUGCAGGUCUGGGCCCUCCUCCCCCUCCUCCAGGUGGCAUGAUGCCUCCCCCGCCUCCACCGCCCCCUCCUCCUGGUGGCCCUCCUCCCGGACGUCCUCCUAUCGGAGGCAUCCCCCCGCCGCCCGGUGGGCCGAUGGGACCCUCCCUGAUAAAGAAAAACAUCCCUCAGCCAUCCAACCCGCUGAAGUCCUUCAACUGGGCUAAGUUAGCCGAGAAUAAACUGGAGGGCACCGUGUGGAUGGAAGUAGACGACUGCAAGGUUUUUAAAAUCCUGGACCUGGAUGACCUUGAAAGGACCUUCUCAGCCUAUCAGAGACAGCAGGACUUCUUUAUGAUCAAUAACAGCAAACAGAAAGAGGCGGAGGACGACACACUGAGCUCUAAAAAAGUCAAAGAGCUGUCUGUCAUUGACGGCCGUCGAGCUCAGAACUGCAACAUCCUCCUCUCGAGGCUGAAGCUUUCAAAUGUGGAGAUUAGGAGAGCCAUUUUAACCAUGGACGAACAGGAGGACCUACCCAAAGACAUGCUGGAGCAGAUGCUGAAGUUCGUCCCUGAGAAGAGCGACGUGGAUCUGCUGGAGGAGCACAAACACGAGCUCGACCGAAUGGCAAAACCCGACCGUUUCCUCUAUGAGAUGAGCAAAAUAAACCACUACCAGCAGCGGCUCCAGUCGCUGUACUUCAAGAAGAAGUUUGCAGAGAGGAUAGCGGAGAUCAAACCCAAAGUUGAAGCUCUGACGAGGGCGUCUAAGGAGAUCUUACACAGCAAAAACCUGAAGCAGCUGUUGGAGGUGGUGCUCGCUUUUGGGAACUAUAUGAACAAGGGUCAGAGAGGAAACGCUUACGGCUUCAAGAUGGCUUCACUCAACAAGAUCGCUGACACCAAGUCCAGUAUCGACAAAAACAUCACUCUGCUUCACUACCUGAUCACUAUUCUGGAGAAGAAAUACCCCAAAGUCCUGAAGUUCCAGGAGGAUCUGCAGAGCAUCUCAGAUGCCGCCAAAGUCAACAUGACGGAGCUGGAUAAAGAUAUCUGCAACCUCCGCAGCGGCUUGAAAAGUGUGGAGAGCGAGCUGGAGUUCCAGAAGAAGCGACCGCAGGAGCACGGCGACAAAUUUGUGUCGGUGGUGAGUCAGUUCAUCACGGUGGCCAGCUUCGGCUUCUCCGACGUGGAGGACUCUCUGACCGAGGCCAAAGAGCUGUUCCUGAGGGCAGUGAAGCACUUCGGCGAAGACGCCAGCAAGAUGCAGCCGGACGAGUUCUUCGGCGUCUUCGACCAGUUCCUGCAGUCGUUCGCCGAGGCUCAGCAGGAGAACGAGAACAUGCGGAGACGCAAAGAAGAGGAGGAGCGCAGGGCCAAGAUGGAAGCUCAGCUGAAGGACCAGAGGGAGAAGGAGCGAAAGGCCCGGAAGGCGAAGGCCAACGGCGAGGACGACGGCGGCGAGUUUGACGACCUGGUGUCGGCGCUGCGAUCGGGCGAGGUCUUCGACAAGGACCUGUCCAAGAUGAAGCGCAACCGCAAACGCAUCAACAGCCAGAACACGGACGCCAGCCGAGAGCGGCCGGUCACAAAGCUCAACUUCUGAGGCUGACAUCAUCCUCCUCUUCUUCCUCCUCCUCCUCCUCCUCCUCUUCCUCGGCCCCGCUGCUCGUUGUUAGUUUCUCUCUGGGUCAAGCUGACACUCACAUUCCUCCGCUCCCACCCGGCGCCGCCUGAACCGACCACGGCCUCGCAUCAUCGCAGCAGAGCCACACACCCUCCGGACUCUUUCACCCUCUCACGAGCAAAAAAGCCCAAAACUGUUAUUAACGACCAAAAUCCCAAAAAAUUCCAGCUGGAGGAUCGACUUCAAUGAAAUGAAUGAAAUGAAGUGUUUCGUCACGCAGGACCAGGAAGUGGCGUCUCGCUCCAGGUGGAAGAGGCGGCCGUUUGAUCGGACGCGUCCUGUGUUGUUUUUUUAGUUUCUUUUUUACGUCAGAAUCUAUGCACCGAACGUAACGUGCAGAUCUUCGACCCAACAGGAAGGAAAAGAAACACAAGGGGCCAUUUUGUACAGACUGAUUUGAUAGAUCGAGGGGGGGGGGGGCUGCUUUCGCGGUCGCUUUUUUUGUAGAAAGACUGAAUCUGAACUUCCCGCCGUUCUGAGGACCGCGACGCAUCUUCAAACAGGAAGUGACGCAGCGGAGUUUUCUUUGCGUUCAUCAUUAUUGACGCGCAGCAUUUAUAUAUCUGUAUGUUUUCUUUCAUCUACUUCCUGUUAAGAGCUGGCCUUAACUCUGUUGACUGUAAUUGUUUAGUGGGUUCUCCAAGGCCUCGGUUUCUCAUCAAGUGUGGACACUCAACGUCAUAGAUUACAUAUAUCUAUAUCUAUAUCUAUAUAUAAGGUUGCGUGCUUGUCAUACAUGCACAUAUGAGUUCAUAAUUAUUCUGCUAAAUGCCAUUAAACCCAUACCCAAACAAUGCAAUACACCUGUUUUCCCCCUUCUGGAGAGAGCGCCCCCUAAUGUUGAUGCUUUUAUUUGAAUAGAUGAAAGCCGUUUCCUGCGCUGGCUGGAUUCACACUGCAUCCAAAACAUUCUGUGACUCACACGUGAAGUGUCUCCACUCACACGUGGACACGAGGUCUGAUCUGAAUUUGUCCCCCCCCCCGAGCAGCUCAGUGUGAAUCCAGCGAGUGUCGGACGCCUCUAUGAACUUUUAUAAUUUAAAUAUUGCCUUCCAUUGUACGAUGCCCGGAUGAAAAUAAAUGGGAGAAAAGCA